Messenger RNA from Gaeumannomyces tritici R3-111a-1, 802 nucleotides. RefSeq lists its product as hypothetical. Bases 1 to 537 code for a protein of 178 amino acids. The transcript has a single exon. The record is from RefSeq and is a predicted model, not a curated record. Lineage: Eukaryota; Fungi; Ascomycota; Sordariomycetes; Magnaporthales; Magnaporthaceae.
AUGGGUAACUUGGGAGCCUUGUGUUGGAACAGCCUCGUCCCCGGGGUGGCAGGAAGGUCGGCAGGAGCGUUGGUAAGAUUUUGGUGGUUGCCUGGCCGGUGGGUCCGUGCGGCCCGGCGGCCACGGAAGGAAGGAACGGCCUGCCGGCGGGGUCUUUUAUUCUGUCGUGGCCACGCCGGCUUUGGUUGCCUCUUCCUUUCCCACAACAACAACAAACAACUCCCUCGUUUCCUGGUCAGCCAUCCGAAAGCGGGGAGGGAAUUCGGCCCCACCUCCCGCAUGCCACAGCCACUCUCAUGUCUUUCAGCCGCGACCCUUGUGGUCCGCCCCAACAUGCCGCCGAAACGCUAUCGCCGGAUAGACAAUACGCACCACCAUGCCGUGUGCGGGAUUUUCAGCUCAUUCUACGACCGCUGCGUGGCUCAGCAGCUAAACGGGCACAUUCCACGGAGGCAACACAUGCCUUAUUCGAGCAAGCUUGCAGGGAUUAACAACGAAUACACUAGGCUAGGGCAUGUGGCCGCCGUUUACUGGUAGACUCACGACGCCAUGAAAGCCGCAAGUCUCGCGUCGAGCCACGACGCGCUUAGAGGCCUCCAUACCGAAAGCUCAGCUCCCCCGAGAGGUCCAACGAAUGACAGCCCUGCUGCUUGAGGCUGCAGUCGCUCAGCACACUGCAGCACCAAGUCGCGAAGAAAAGGCCACAUGCGCCUAUUGUGAAUGUAUCCAGAUGCUCCAGCCUUCCCCCUGUCUCGGCAGUGACAUGACUGGCAGAGGUACGAGAAAGAAGACCAAAUCGCGG